UGAAGCCAAGCUGGCAGAUUUACUGCAAGCCAUCUCCUCCUUCCUGAACACCUACCCUGCUUUGACUGGGGAUGCCAUCCAGCCUGCGGUAGCGACCCUUGUCGCCAAUAUCAAUGGUAAAUCCCUAACUUUAGAGAACGUAACGAGCGCUGUAGUUAUUGCCCUCUGCUCAGUGGGGGCAGAAAAGCUUUCAGCCAGGCUCAGCACAGACACAUACGGGUGUCCACGUGCAGGGAAAGCGCCCGUCGCUACCGGAGCUGAGCAGAAGUCAGUGAUCAGCUCCCAGCGUUAGGGAAGAUGGUGCUUUUAAAAUGCAUGAGAGCAAGAUAAAGGCUCAGACGUGAGAGGUUUUCUAUUUAGGUUGGCAUCAUGCUGGCAAACUGCACCUUGCUGUGUGUUUUCCACUCGUAAAGACACACGUUCGGAUGGCAAAACCAAAGAAGGGAAACGCGCGGCUCCGGGGAGCUGUUCUUGGCUUGGUUCUGUCUGUCGGAGCCAGCAGACACGUGCCAGGACGUCUGUCAGUGCUUAAUUCUUGUGUAACCCUCUGCUAAAUGUUUUUAGGUGUUGGCUAGCCCGUGCGUGGCAGGGAGGUAGAACUCAAGUGACCCACGGGGUGUUGGAGGUUGAGGCGGUGCCCUGCGCCGCGCUGACCUCGGUUGGGUGGUGGUUAAAUGUUUUUUCUCUCCUUGUUUUGCACGUUGGUUUCUUGGGAGCUCAGAUACCCUUAAAUCUAGUGGAAAAUCCUCACCUGAAAGCUAGUCUCAGCCUCUCCAGAGGAAAGGCAGAGUGGUUCCUGGCCUUUGUUCUGGGGGUCUGAUGGGCUUCGAGAGGAAGGGCUGAAUGUCCCGUCCCGAUAUUGGGUGUACGAGCAGAGCCAGGGCUGGCCCGAGGCUCUCGGCAAGGGCUGGAAGGAAGGAAAGUGCCCCAACCACACCGCUGCUAUCACUCCCAGUUUCUUUCCUCCCCUGCCUUCAAAAGACUUACCGAUGUGGAAAGAUAUUUGCCUUGUAAAACAGCAGUGGUGACGUAAAGGGAAGUUUAACGAGACCUCGUAGGGGGCUGCUCCUGUGUAUUGUCUGCAGUAACUUGCCAUUGUGCUUGUUCUAAAAUAGUCAUUUAAAAAAAAAAAAAAAAAAAAUCACCUGUUAGAAAUGCAGGAGGAGUUUGCAGGUUGUGCUGGAGGAGCUCCGGGUCAGGGGAGCAGCCCUGCUCCCCGCUCCUCUCUUUGGAAGAACCUCGUUACCGCUCUGCGUCACCUUGGAUGAUGGGCUGUUUCUCAUUAAUUCCCGUACUUCCCCUUUGUGAGCUCCUGAUCUUGAAAACAAAGUUUAGGGUUUUACCAUCUCGGCUUUUACCAAAAAAAAAAAAAAACAAACCCAAAACCCCAAAACCAACCAAAACAUAGUCAUUCCCCAAGAAAGUUGAGGAAACUGCUGGAGAGUGGGAAUUGGGACCCUGAGUUACGCUUCUGGUAAAUAAGGAGCCCCACCCCUUGUUCUAUGUUAGGUUUUAUUAGCUUUUUUUUUUUUUUAAUUAAUUGGAGGGUGUUGCUAUACUAUGUCGCAAUCCUUUUGGUUAUAAAUGCCUUUACACUAGAAAACCACUUUUUAUAGCGCUUCUCUGGAAAUAAAACCCUUUGCAAGCAGGGCAUGGUAAUUACACUGGCACUAAACAUACCUGGAAUUAUACCACUUGAUUAUAAAAAAAAACGAGACACAGACUGGGGAAGAUCUGAUCCCAGCAGCACUUUGCCGUGGGGUUUUUCAUCCCGAGUCUCCUGCUCCUUUCUAAAAAUCAACCGUUCCCUCCCGAGCCGGAGCAGAAACUCUCACACGCGCCACGUUCGCUUGAGCCUGAAACGUUCGACACUGAAGCGGUAACGCUGAGGGUUUAGAAUUUUUUUUAUUUUUUAAUUAAACAAGUGUUAACGAUAGAAAGCUCAGCUGAUUUAACUCUGGCCUGUGUCUGGCUGCCCGCAGAAGAGCCCGGAGCUUUGCCACGGGGUUUGUGGCACAACCACAGGCAGAAAUUCUGCAGAAAAAACGUAGCGGUAUUACUUGAGUCUCCAGCAGGUGCUGAGGAAAGAGAAUCUGUGGGUUUUUUGGGAGUCCAGGGACACAAACACAUUUUUUAAUUGCAUGAGAGAGCAUAGAUUUUUUAAAUUAUUCAUUAUUUAGUGAAGAAAAAUUAAUAGCUUUGCUGCUGAGGAUGUUUGUUUGUUGACUGUCACAUUUUUGCUGUCGGCUUCUUUAAUAUUUGCAGAAGGAAAAAAAAAAAGUUCAGUUCCUGCUCACUUUGGUCUAUAAUCUUUGAAUAAAUGCUUUCUAGUUCCCACAGCAGAGUUUCGUCACCAAAUCACCACCAGUAUGCCUAAACCGAAGGCAAAAAUUCACCCCAAAUUUUGAAGGCUGCAACGCUAGCAGCCAGGAACUCAGUCGCUUGGGAGUGAAUUGUCCAGCACGGGGGGGUCGUUGGGAUUUAAAGCUUUACACCCCGGCCCACCAUCCGGAGAGCGCUCCCAGGCUGAAAAAUAUUUUGACGCAAGCAAAAGCUUAUCAAAUAACUAAAAAAAAAAAAAAAUCAGGUUUUGAAAGUUUAGAUUUCGGUUUUGCUGAGCAGAGGCCGAGCGGGGCUGCGAACGCCGAGAACACACGCACUGGGGAAGAGAGCAGAGGGCUGGGGGCUCAGGCAGAGGGCCACUGCUGGCCCCCCCCUGCCCCAGGGACUCAUCCUUGCCCUUCUCCUGUCCCCUCUUUCAACCUAACAGCCCUUUCCCCUCACCACAGGGCGGUUUCUCGGCCGUCCGUUCGGUCUGUUGCGUUUCUCGGGAGGCAGAAUGUGCUCUCCGGUGUAGAACAACUGUGGCUGCCGCAAGCACUGAAGGCCAGGAGGAUUCAGAAACGGUCCUUGGGCUUAUUUAACCCAGACACAUCUGAAUUAUGCAAAUUGCCCCAUCAAACAAACGCAGGCUGCGUGGUUUCCCUGCGCGGAAGCGUGUCUGCAGGAAGCAGAUUCGGGUACAGCGGCCGCGCUCGCCGCCAGGCACUUCUGCCAGCGAUGCCGGGCAGGUCGGCUGAACUCACACGCAGCUCCCAUGGGCCCCUGGAUAAUUUCUUCACGUCUGAUCUGAUCAAGAAGUCGUGUUUUCACUCAAUUCGGCUGUGAUUUGAGAUUCUGCCACUUUCUGACCAAAAUACUGAAGAUUCAGCCAUGGGAGAGCCAGAACCAAGUGGUCUUGACCAUCAAGAGAGGACACCAGAAAACAGGAAGCGAUACAGUGAGAUAUUCCGGAGCCUGGACGCCAUAGAAAUCUCAAUCGGAAACGCGGCAGUGGAUAUGUUCAUCGGGGAUGCUGACAGCACUGAGGACACCGACCUGACCACAGAGAAGGAGGUCGCUCCGCUGAGUGAAAGUUUCUGCAAGAGCAAAACCAGUUUGGAGAGGCAAGUGCAGGCAGACAUAACAGAUCAGGAGGCAGAUGAAAUGCUGAUUAAAUGUGAAGGCGGCAUUGACGCAGCCCUGGAAUAUGCCAAGAUGUGGUGCAAAUACGUCAAAGAGCUGCUCAGCUGGAUUGAAAAACGUCUGAGUUACGAGACAGAGUUUGCCAAGGGGAUGGUGAAGAUCGCAGAGUCGGGACGAAACGCCAUCAUCCAACAGUACAACAUGCCUCUCCGCGCGCUCUAUACGAUGGUCCUGGAACACGACAUAAAGAUUGGAAAUUCAGCUAGUGAGACUGCAGGAUUGCUCCAACACAAGGAGUUCUACCAGCCUCUGUUGGCCAAGAAGAAUGAAAUUGAGAAGUGGAGGAAAGAAUUCAAAGAUCAGUGGACAAAGGAGCAAAAGAGAAUGAACGAAUCCUUGUCAUCCCUGCGCAAGUCCCGCCUGCAGUACCUACAGCGCUGCGAGGAGCUGGAGAAAGCAAAGCACCUGAGUGCCAAGGCAGAGGAUGAAUAUCAGAGCGCGGCCGCCGCCAACCCCGGCAGCGCCAACAAGCAGCUGGAGAAGCGGCGCCGUUCCUGCGAGGAGGCGCAAGCCAAGGUCCAGGAAACAGAAGCUUUGUACAAGAUGUGCAUCAGCGAUGCCAACUUUCGGCGACAAGAGCUGGAGAAAGUGCGGGCGCGGAUCGUCUCCCAUAUCCGGAAGCUCAUUUACCAAGGGGAUGAGGUGCUGACGUGGGUCACGUUAAGGAUGUUCAAGCAGCGGCAGAGUCAGUCAGAACAGAUUCCAGUGGGAUACCAGUACCUGGCAGAGGUCUGCAAGCCGUACAAAGCGGGCGAGAAAUACCUGGAAUUCAUUCAGGCUCUGCAGAAGAAAGACAUUCCUAUGGAAGUGUUUGAAUUCGAACCACUCGCUUCCGGAGGGCAGAGGUCCCCUCCCAGCAGCAAAAAGAAGAUGGUGCUGCAGUCCACAGGACCCUCCUCUGCAGCAAAGGAUGUGAGCACGCCAGAAGACACGUCCAGAAAGCAGUUCUCCCCAAACGGCGAACAGAGUGCGAACAAAUCCCUCUGCAGCGACACAGAAAGCCUGGGGGGGAGUUGUGAAUCCCGGUCCCUGGACUCUCCCAAUUCCAGCCCAGGAAACUCUAACAGGAAAUUGUUGAAAGCUUCAUCCACCGGCACCAUGUCGUCCUCAGAUGAUUUUGAAGAGAGAGAUUCACUGCAAACUUUUGAAAACGAAAAUGGUACGUCCCAGCAGCAGUUUAGGAACAUCCUCCUCUCCAGCGCGGCGCAGACCCACCGGCUUCGGAAGCUGCGGGGACCGUCCAAGUGCAGGGAGUGCGACACCUUCAUGGUCAGCGGCUUCGAGUGCGAGGAGUGCUGCCUGGCCUGCCACAAGAAAUGUCUCGAGAACCUGCUCAUCACCUGCGGCCACAAGAAGCUGCCCAACCGAGUCCCUCUUUUUGGCAUUGACUUCACUCAGGUUCCUCGGGAUUUCCCGGAGGAAGUUCCCUUCAUAGUGGUGAAAUGCACCUCCGAAAUCGAAGCCCGUGCCCUCGGGGUGCAGGGGAUCUAUCGGAUAAGUGGCUCCAAAGCCCGGGUGGAGAAGCUGUGCCAGGCGUUCGAGAACGGACGGAGCCUGGUGGAGCUCUCCGAGCACUCCCCCCACGACAUCACUGGCGUCCUGAAGCAUUUCCUGAAGGAGCUUUCGGCACCGGUGCUGCUGUCCCAGCUCUACAACGAUCUCAUUGCGCUCGCCAAAGAUUUGCAAAAACCCGGGGAAGAAAAAUUAGACUGCGCCGGCUUCCCUUCUGAUCCCAUCCAGAGCAUGAAGGACUUGCUGAGCAAAUUGCCUGGAAGCAACUACAACACUCUGCGGCACCUCGUCGCACACUUGUACAGGGUGGCAGAGAAAUACGAAGAGAACAAGAUGUCCCCAAACAACCUGGGCAUAGUAUUUGGGCCAACCCUGAUCCGGCCAGGCUCAGGGAGCGAUGUCUCAAUGUCGUGCCUUGUUGACUCUGGGUAUCAAGCCCAGAUCGUGGAGUUUCUCAUUCAGAACUACGAAAGGGUGUUUGGGAUGGAUGACCUGCCCUCAUCCUUAUCCCUCGGAUGUGAAAACCCUUCGCAAGAAGCAUCGACAGAAAAGGAUGAAGGACCUCAGAGCCCAAACACAGCCCAGACUAUAACUCUAGAGAAUUUCCCCUCCAAGCAUGGUUUAAGCGUGGACUGUGUCUCCGAUAACGCGUCUUCCAGGGAAGCCAUCAGUGAGCUGACUCUGGAGGGAGCCCACAGUCCGUUAAGCGCGGAUGCUCCAGAGGUGAGUACAAGUGUUGGCUCUGAGCUGGAGGACCCGGAGGACUCUGUGCAGGAAAAGACAGACGGUGACUCGGACACGGUCCUGGGGACCCAGCCCCGGUGCCAUUUCAGCCGACAACCUGUAAAAUAUAUUCGAGCACAGGCAAAAACAAAACCGGUCAUUCCCAAGUCUUCCAGUUUGCCCUUGAGGACUACCACGUUAGUCAACGUGGCAAUGGAGCCUGGUGCAGAAGGCAACCCUGCCGACGGCAGCUCUGUGACAAAGGACACCCCAGAGGAGAGCACGAGGAGAGGGAACAGCUCGCCCGACACAAACACACUCAAGCACCGCUCAGGAGGGAGACAGCAGCUCAAACAUUUUGAGAUCACGCAGGAAACCGCCAGGAUUGUCUCAAAGUUUAACCUCGAUGAUGCUUCUUCUGCAUCCCCCGAGCCUUCUCUGGAGAGUGUGGAGUCUGCUGGGAAAGCAGAGGACCUCAGCCCAGGGACAUACCUAUAGAAAAACCCCAAGGGGUAACAGAUAAAAGCAACGGGAAGGGAGAGGGGCCCCAAGCCCAACACCUGCUGAAGGAAGGAACGGAAAGGGGGCGAGAAGAACGUCCUGUUUGUAUUUAGCGUGCAGGCUGAGAAAAGAUACCUGCUGUGAACUACCUGGGAGGCUUUCAGCUAAACCAGGAUUUGCUCUUUGUUUGUUAACAAACCCAUAGAAGCAAAUCCAACGGGUCACUCUCCGAAACACGCUCUGCUGAGCACGAAGGACAAUGUGAGGAGGAGAGGAACCCCAGACUGCAGGGCUAGAAAAAAACGUAGCCAGGAAGGAGGCAACUGAAACAUAGGACAGUAGACAGAAAACGUUCUCAAAGGGUCUUUUUCUGGCAGCUGCGACGAGCACUGAUUUUUGCCAUUUUUAUUUCACAGCAUUUCUGAGCGUAACUCACUUUUUGGAGUGUAAUAGAACAGGGUAAAGGGGCAAAGUUCAUCUACUCUGGAUCCUUCUGCUUCCCUUACCGGAGCUUCAACUUGCUCGUCAGCACAAAGCCCUUCUGGAAAGGGAAGAGCCACCGUCCUACUGAGCCGGGCCCCGUUUCUCCAAACCAUUAAUCCUAUUUCCCCUCAAAGCACACUGAGCUUCCGCAACACUCCCCGGGGACGCUGCUGCCGUGGGGCAGGCGGCAAAGCCCUGAACCCCCAGUGGCUAUGAAGAUUUCUUGGCUUUAAGCCCUGGCUCUCCACCUCACCAGCCCCUGGGUUACCCCAAUGCUCCUCUCUGUCUCCCGGCAGCGGAUUUUCUGUCCAAAUUUUAGCAGGACGGGGAGAAUUUUGUCCUGUAGUGCCAUCUCGUGACACACGCGUGGGGAAGGGCUCCCGUGCUGCUCGCUCCUGGGGACACCUCUGCUGCUCCAGGUGGCCUCGGCCCCUGGCUGUGUACAGAGCAUGAAAUUCAGACCACAACGUGAAAAAAAAAAAAACAAAACAAAACACCAAACUCUGCACAAAGGCAGAUUUCUGUGCUCACCACCUGCUGCAAAGGCACGAGGAGAUGUACAGAGACACCAGAGCUAAACCCUAGAGGAAAACAUCACGCUUUCCCCAAAGAGCUCGGGACCUGAAGCAAUCUACUUCACAAAUUUCUUUCGGCUCACCAACAGUUUUUGCCCUGUUUCUUUCCAAGGCUGUAAAAAGAAGUGCUAAGGAUCUAUUAUUUGUGUUUGUACAGUUCAGGCUAAAGAGAGUUUGCAUCUCUGAAGCGAUGUAUAUUUGUUAAUAUAGUGCUUGGAAUUCUUGAAUACUAAAUUAUCUUUGACUGUAGAACUUCUGUAAUAAAGUACGGGCUGGUUUAUUAU
Molecule: messenger RNA, 7603 nt
Organism: Athene cunicularia (burrowing owl)
Lineage: Eukaryota; Metazoa; Chordata; Aves; Strigiformes; Strigidae
Gene: GMIP
Product: GEM interacting protein
Exons: 21
Coding region: 3214-6258 (1014 amino acids)
Biological process (GO): signal transduction; negative regulation of GTPase activity; activation of GTPase activity
Cellular component (GO): plasma membrane
Molecular function (GO): GTPase activator activity
Source: RefSeq, a predicted model, not a curated record